Messenger RNA from Eriocheir sinensis (Chinese mitten crab), 1447 nucleotides. Its product is annotated as ficolin-1-like. NCBI's taxonomy places the organism in Eukaryota, Metazoa, Arthropoda, Malacostraca, Decapoda, Varunidae. The transcript has 7 exons. Bases 135 to 1004 code for a protein of 289 amino acids. The record is from RefSeq and is a predicted model, not a curated record.
CCAGACCCAGGAGCCGGCCGCUGGUAUAUAGUCCACGGGCCCAUCGUGCUCACAGCAAUCGACACGUCUCCUCUGCGACACGUGCAGGCAGGCUCCCGACGGCUUCAAUCCUCAAACUCUCUGACGUGGACACCAUGAAGGUGGUGCCGCUCUCCGUGUGGGUGGUGGUGGUGGUGGGGGCGGCGGCUGUGCUGGCCGAACACGCCCACACCCCUCCAGUUGUUGAACGCGCCAAAGCACCCGCGGCAGACAAUCGCAAUUCAUCACUGAACAUCGUCGGAAGAUCCGUGGACUGUGCAGACUACCUCAUGGCCGGGGCCACAGCCAGCGGAGUCUACGAGAUUUACCCCUUCUCAUGCACGUGCGGCAGGUCGGUGAGGGUCUGGUGCGACAUGGAGACGGACGGCGGCGGCUGGACGGUGUUCCUGAAGCGCCAGAACCAGACGAGUCAACUAGACUUUAACCGCACGUGGGUCGAAUACAAGGAAGGCUUCGGUUCCCCUGAGCAGGAGUACUGGCUGGGCAACGAACUCCUUCACCAGAUGACGUUCAGCCGCGAGUACGCAGUCCGCCUCGACGUCCAUUUGACUUCUGGAGGUUAUGAUUACGGGACCUACGAACGGUUUAAGAUCAACGAUGAGGACACCAGGUACCGGACCACACUGAGCGGCAAGUACGACGGAGGCGAAACCAGGUUCUGCAUGUAUUACUUGAACGGCCGCUACUUUACUACCCGGGACAGGGACUACGACUCUUACAGUGGUAACUGUGCAGCCAAGCAAGGAGGCGGAUGGUGGUACUACGACUGCAGGAGAUUCAACCCAACCAGCACCUACAACAGUUCCUCCAUAAACAUGCUCUGCUACAGUAGCUCGUAUACACAGAAGGUGACGAACAUCGAGCUCAAGCUCAGGCCGGCCAUCUGCGACUCUGCGAUCAAGACCAUCCACCUGCAGGACCACACCUGUGGCUGCCAGGGUACACCCGAACUCACGGCGAAGUGAUGACCUUGUUCUAGAGCGUUCAUGUCUCGCCGACACGUCAGUUUACACCCACUGAGUCAUACUGAGCACAGUUCUGAGUCAAGAGUUUAUCUCAAUACACACACUGUGAAAAGAUUUUAAUAAAUACUUAACUUGAAAACGUGUCAGUAAAGUGUUAUCAGAAGACAAUUUCGCUAAAAGAGUUCAUGUCCCAUAAUCCUGUAAACAAUGAGGCAGACUUGUGCACCGCGUCCUGCACGACACGACGGACGCAGCGACCUUCACCAGACGCCGCCGAGCAUCACAACACAACCCACGCCGUGCUCGUUGUCCGCUCCAGUGUAACAUUCAGAACACCAAAUUUACCUCAAGAUCACGUCGACAUCGUGACACAAGCUGCCACUGUUCCCCACUGGAAAUACUUUCGGACUUUUUUCAGUUUCAAUAAAAUCUCGAGACCUUCC